Messenger RNA from Dioscorea cayenensis subsp. rotundata (Guinea yam), 1488 nucleotides. RefSeq names its product alpha-1,3-arabinosyltransferase XAT2-like. The record is from RefSeq and is a predicted model, not a curated record. Lineage: Eukaryota; Viridiplantae; Streptophyta; Magnoliopsida; Dioscoreales; Dioscoreaceae. Bases 55 to 1401 code for a protein of 448 amino acids. Gene Ontology annotation, molecular function: glycosyltransferase activity. The transcript has 3 exons.
AAUGCUCCUUAUAUCUAUAUAUAUAGAGAGAUAGAGAUUAGGAUUGUUUCAUUGAUGAUUAGAAGGAGUAUUAUGGGUCAUAAGAAGAAAUUAGUCAUGAGUUUCAGAUAUACGUUGCUUGUCGGAUGUUUACUUGCAACGAUGACGGCAAUUACUUUGUUCGUGCCGAAUUCGGUUCCUUUUAAUGCAUUAAGUUUCAGAGUCAUGAUUCAUUCAGCAGAAAUGGAAAUAAUUUCUGAACUUGAGAACCAGGAAUUGAUGAAGCCACUUUGCAAUGUUUCGGAACCGAGAUCAGAGAUUUGUGAUAUGAAUGGUGAUAUCAGGAUUCAUGGUAACUCUUCAUCUGUUCUAUUCAUUAGAAAAGCAUUGAAAAGAAGAGAAUUAUAUAGAAUAAGACCGUAUGCUCGAAAAGGCGAUGAAGCUGCGAUGUCUUCUGUGAAACAAGUCACUGUAAGAUCAAGUGAAGCAGCUCCUCAAUGCGACAUCAAUCACAGUGUCCCCGGGAUCAUCUUUUCCGUCAACGGGUACACCGGAAACCUUUUCCAUGACUUCACCGAUGUGCUAAUUCCACUCUUUGUCACCGCAAGGGAAUUUGACAAAGAAGUUCAGUUUCUAGUCACUGAUUUCAAUCCAUGGUGGAUAAGAAAGUUUCAACUUGUGAUUAACCAGCUCAGUAAGUACAAUGUCAUAGACAUGGACAAAGAUAAAACAGUGCAUUGCUUCAAACAUGUAAUUGUUGGCUUGAAUUGUCACAAAGAACUCAGCAUUGAUCCUUCAAAAGUUCCGAAAGGAUAUUCAAUGGUUGAUUUCACAAGAUUCAUCAGAAACUCUUAUACACUCAACAGAGAAACACCGAUACGCAUCGGCGGUGAUGAACAGGGUAAGAAACCAAAACUAUUAAUUAUAGCGAGGAAGAGAACUAGAAUAUUUAUGAAUUUGAAUGAAAUAGUUCAAAUGGCAGAGGAGUUGAAUUACAAUGUUGUGAUCGGUGAAGCAAGUGCAACAUCGAACUUGACACAAUUUGCAGAGAUUGUUAAUUCUUGUGAUGUGUUGAUGGGUGUUCAUGGAGCAGGGUUAACAAAUUUAUUGUUUUUACCAACAAAUGCUGUCUUCAUUCAGAUAGUUCCAUGGGGAGGACUUCAAUGGUUAGCAAUGUAUGAUUUCGGAAAUCCGGCAAAGGACACGAAGUUGAAGUAUUUGCAGUAUGAGAUUAAUCCAGAAGAGAGCAGCUUAAUUGAUGAGUAUCCAAGAGAUCAUUUGAUUUUUAAGAAUCCAAUUUCAUUUCAUAAACAAGGAUGGAAUUCAAUUCAAGACACAUUCAUGAACAAACAGAACAUCAAGCUUGAUUUGAGAAGAUUCAGAGCUGUUUUAUUAGAAGCUCUGAAACAACUUCAUCAGUGAAAAGAAAAGUCCAAUGUUUACAAGAAUAUUUCUGUUGUAAAACAACAGUAAAAGAAAAAAAUAAUUAAGAUUUGUUUGUCUUUCUAA